Chaetomium strumarium is the source of this 264-nucleotide messenger RNA. RefSeq lists its product as uncharacterized. The record is from RefSeq and is a predicted model, not a curated record. Lineage: Eukaryota; Fungi; Ascomycota; Sordariomycetes; Sordariales; Chaetomiaceae. Bases 1 to 264 code for a protein of 87 amino acids. The transcript has 3 exons.
AUGCCUCACAGCGUGAGAGAACAGACGGGAACCGAGGACCUCCAUCGACGUGACGAUCAACUGAAUCCUCCCAAGUCGGCCCCAGCCGAGAAUGCCACCCCGCAGCAGUCACCAAUGCUGAAAGCCUGGAGCGACGAACUUGACCCCAGGAAUCUCACCAUCAACGAAGCUCUCCUCCUGAGCGGCCUGACCAGCGGUCGUACCGGGGUCCAAGAUGCACGUGCUGGUGAUCAGGGCGCCGAUGUUGCGCGGCGGUCGGAGUAG